Messenger RNA from Lachancea mirantina, 570 nucleotides. NCBI's taxonomy places the organism in Eukaryota, Fungi, Ascomycota, Saccharomycetes, Saccharomycetales, Saccharomycetaceae. The record is from the annotation of a GenBank genome assembly.
AUGACCUGCGGCACCCAGAUCCGCUUUCGACCCCUCCCUAAAACGUGCUUCACAAAUCAUGUAACUGUGUACGUCUCGCUCCUUAUCUGUGGUGGGCCGGCGCGCUGCAGCCGCCUUGCGGCCGUUUCUGCGCCCACCCACACAGCAGCGGUGCUUGCCUGGCGGCCGCGCUUUUUUUUCGCACCGUUUUGCCAGAAUGCUCGGCCCCAAACGUUGCUUUUGGCUGGCGUGAUUCGCAACCCGCGGCCCUCGCAAUCGUCCCUUUCCGUAGGGCCCGCCCUGGCCGCCCUGGCGUGGGUGGCUACGUUUGGGUUCCACCCAAACAUUUCGGUCCGGUUUCCACCUGUUUCUGGUGCGACUACGUGGCACGCAGGGUACGCACCACUUUGCACAGAGAAGAAAAAAAUUUCGUUAUGCGAGCAGAUUAGAAGGGCUUCCAGUAUAAAAGAAGUGCUGCAACACCGGUGGACCCAGAUUGGAAGCGCAGAGAUAGAGGCACCACACAAACAUUUCGUUUGGUGGAUCAUCCAAACCAAACCAAACCCCCCGUUUCACGGCUACUUCAAUUGA